Molecule: messenger RNA, 2243 nt
Organism: Ceutorhynchus assimilis (cabbage seed weevil)
Lineage: Eukaryota; Metazoa; Arthropoda; Insecta; Coleoptera; Curculionidae
Source: the annotation of a GenBank genome assembly
CCUACCUUCCUUUGAGUACCAACGUGGGUACUGCCUUUCAUCUCUUGCUGAUCUUAACCCAAAUUCCGGGCGCAAUUAUUUAUAGACACGUUUUAAAGUUUAGGUACUUAUUUUUCGUAUUUUUUUUCUGGUCAAAAAAGUUCGUGUUUGCGAAGUGCUAAUAAUUUUUUUUUUUUGGGCAAGUGUUAAGUGCGAGGUGAGAACCUUGAAACUUUUUUACAAAACGCUCUUGAAUUAAAAUGUAGGCCAGAAAAAAAUCAAAAAAUUAUCAACCGUUUAUCAAAUCGAAUUCGAUAGUUGCAUAGACAAGAAACCAAAAGGACCCAUCCAAGGAUUUCUGGUUCAGUGAUUUUGUGCUUGACCGUUUCAAAUUUCAAGCGGAACGUUGUUUAAUGGGAUAAAAAUCCAAGGUUUGUGUUUGUAUCGUGCAGGAAGUGUGUAGUUUUUAAAUAUUCUUGGUUUCUUUAAAAUUUCAAUUUGAUAUACUUAUGAAGGAUAAUGUGAAUAAUUCAAGCAAACAAAGAAAGGUUUGAAUAUGGUCGACUGCUCCAAUUAAGAUGAUCCAAUUAAACUACUCGAGAAAAACACCAUAACGAACAAAAUGAGCAACUUUUUCAAAAAAGGUUUGGUAUUCUGUACUUUUUUUAUCUCUUGCGCAGCUGCAGCUUUACUGUUAGCUGCCUUGGGCACAAAACAUUGGACAGAAGCAACAGCUAAACGUUCCAAAAAUCCAUUAGAGAGCGACGGGAGAAUUUAUUUUGGAUUGUUUGAGGGUAGAAAGGAGUUAAAUGUUGCUUAUGGAUGGAGGAAUUAUGAUAUAGAUGUGCUACAAACUAUUAAAUAUGAACCCGAAUUCCUAAAUUACUGGUUUUGGUUGAGCACAGUCGCAACCCUAUGUCUCGGACUUUUAGUGGCCAUCAUUAGUGCUGUCUUAGCAGUAGUCAAUACAGCGACAACUUCUUAUAGAUGCCUGAUAAAGUUAUCAGGGUUAAUAUUUUGGAAUUUUUUAAUUUCUCUACUUUCACUAUGUAGUAUUGGAUUUUGGUUAGCACAGUUUUAUACAAAAAUUCAAUAUAAUGUUUUGACCCGAGAAGACAGGAGUAAUGAAUGGACUUCGGAGGAUAUGGCUCAGUUGGGCUACUCUUUUUGGUUUGUCGUUGGAGCCGCUUGUGCAGGCCUGAUAAAUAUUAUCAUAAUUUCAAUAGCAACAAGCGAAAAAGAAACAGAAACCGUUAUACCAGUAUUAGAAGAGAAAACCAACGGUGCAAUUAUGUUAUAUUAAAUAAUUUUUAAAUUUUUUUUUUUUUCGAAAGUCUGCAGAUACCCGUUUAGGUAUAUUAUGUAUAUACAAACCUAGGCCGGAUGAGGCCCAAUCUUGAUUUUGUAAAUAGAAUAAAAACCGAGGUUUACCAAUGUAUGUUACAUAUUAGUUUUAAAAUAAUAAUUGAAUCAAGUUUGAAGUAGCUCAGACAUCAAAGAUUAUUGUGUAGAAAUCAGGCUAUAAAUCUGAUUUAUGUGUACCCAAUAUUUUGUGUCUGGCAAGUAUUAAAUUCUUUCAAUUAUGAGCUCAUUCGGCCAAAAACUAAUAGAUUUUCCUCCCUAAAUUACUUAAGUUACUUUUUGUAAUUUUGAUAACACUGUAAAUAUUAACAAGCAAUUUAUUUAAGUAUAUUUAUUUCAAAUUUGAGUUAAAACCAUUAGAGUUAGGUAUGUUAAAAUGCUUAUUACCCAAUACUUGAAUGUUGUAAUAGUUAAACAUCAAACACCAAAUAAAUAAUAAAAAAACUGGAAUGUUCAAAUAGAAGUAUAUUUAAUUUAGAUCAGCAAACAAUUCUUUCCUCUGUUUUACAUAUCUUAAUAAUCUGAACACUGAGGAUGGUGUAACUCCUGGAAUUCUACUUGCUGCUGCAAUCUACAAAAAUAUUCCUAAAUUGAAAGACAAUAAAUUCCCAAAAAAACUUACUGUUUGUGGUUGAAUUCUCGCCAACUUUUCCCGUUCCUCCAUACUUAGACUCAAAGAUUCUGAAUUAUAAUCUAGAUUUUUUGGUAAUAGCAGAGAUUCAUUCUCUCUGACUUCAUUGACCUCCUCAAACUGUUCGGCAGCAGCAUGCUCGUACAAAGCUUCAAUAUGAAGCCUAUUCACUAUGGACUGAUCAUAAGUCAACUGUAAUAGAUCAGGGGCGGCUUUAGCUAAUGACCUAAUGUCGAUUUUUUCAUUGUUAAUGUCCAACAUUUCCCAGGCA